CUUUUUCCCGGAGGCUGUGAACGCGUCUGAAGGAGGUUUAGCCGUUAGCUCCAGGGUAGCAAAGAUGCAGCUAGCUCUGAGUAAAACCUUUGGCCAGAAACCAGUUAAGUUCCAGCUGGAAGAAGAUGGAGACUUUUACAUGGUGGGAUCAGAGGUUGGAAACUACCUGCGGAUGUUCAGAGGCUCGCUUUAUAAAAGAUAUCCGUCGUUAUGGAGGAGGCUGGCCUCCGUGGAGGAGAGGAAGAAGAUCAUGGCUUCUUCACACGCCACCAGCGUGACGCUGCUGAAGGCCUCAGAGUGCGAGGAGAUCUUUGACGGCAACGACGAGAAGUACAAGGCGGUGUCCAUCAGCACGGAGCCUCCAGCCUACCUCAGGGAGCAGAAGGCCAAGCGCAGCAGCCAGUGGGUUCCCACCUUACCCAACAGUUCCCACCAUCUGGACGCCGUCCCUUCGUCCACGUCCAUCAACAGGAACCGCAUCGGCCGCGACAAGAAGAGGACGUUCCCUCUGUGCUUCGACGAUCACGACCCGGCGGUGAUCCACGAGAACGCGGCGCAGGCGGAGGCUCUGGUUCCGAUCCGUUUGGACAUGGAGAUCGACGGCCAGAAGCUGAGAGACGCCUUCACCUGGAACAUGAACGAGAAGCUGAUGACGCCCGAGAUGUUCGCCGAGAUCCUGUGUGACGACCUGGACCUGAACCCGCUCACCUUCGUCCCCGCCGUGGCCUCCGCCAUCCGCCAGCAGAUCGAGUCCUACCCCACCGACGGGCUCCUGGAGGAGCAGGCCGACCAGCGGGUCAUCAUCAAGCUGAACAUCCACGUGGGGAACAUCUCCCUGGUGGACCAGUUCGAGUGGGACAUGUCUGAGAAGGAGAACUCUCCGGAGUCGUUCGCCCUGAAGCUCUGCUCCGAGCUGGGCCUGGGGGGCGAGUUCGUCACCACCAUCGCCUACAGCAUCCGGGGGCAGCUCAGCUGGCACCAGAGGACCUACGCCUUCAGUGAGAACCCCCUCCCCACCGUGGAGAUCGCCAUCAGGAACACGGGAGACGCCGACCAGUGGUGCCCCCUGCUGGAGACCCUCACAGACGCCGAAAUGGAGAAGAAGAUCCGAGACCAGGACAGGAACACCAGGCGAAUGAGACGGCUGGCCAACACCGCCCCCUCCUGGUAGAGCGGCUCAGCCUGCAGCGUGACCAGAGAGCUGCACCGUCCUGACCGCAGACGUUCCUCUGCAGCCUAGCAGCCGUGUAGCAGCUCCGUUUGGGUUUGUUCUGAUCCGUUUCUGUUACUAACUCACCAUCCACAGCACAGCAGCCUGCAGACACCACUUUUAGGUUCAAAAGAGGAGCUUCUGGCCACUAGCAGCAGCUCCAGCGUUCCCCAUCCUCAAGUUUCUCUGCAGAAUUCGGUCCAGCUGUGGACCUCUGAGUCUGGAUCAGAACGUCAGCAGGAAACUUCAGGUUCUCCGUCAUGGCAGCUGAUGCUGGACACUUUGGUCUGUGUUAGAGCCUGCAGCUCGUUCAGAACCGCACCGUCCUCCCCGUCUGAUCCGUCACGGUGUCAGCGGAGCGGGGUUCUGUUGUCGUGGUUCUGACAGGAGCAGCAGACGGCUUCUUCAUGAUAUGUUCAUGCAUCACAUUCUCUGAGCAGUGGUCUUCAUUUUGUCACGUCUUUUGUAAAUUGUUUUGGCCUUUAAGCUGUUUUUAUAUGAAAAACAAUAAAAUCUGUUCCAAAGGUUUAA
Fundulus heteroclitus (mummichog) is the source of this 1741-nucleotide messenger RNA. RefSeq names its product SWI/SNF-related matrix-associated actin-dependent regulator of chromatin subfamily B member 1. The coding region runs from base 65 to 1171 and encodes 368 amino acids. NCBI's taxonomy places the organism in Eukaryota, Metazoa, Chordata, Actinopteri, Cyprinodontiformes, Fundulidae. The record is from RefSeq and is a predicted model, not a curated record. The transcript is spliced from 9 exons. Gene Ontology annotation, molecular function: transcription coregulator activity. Gene Ontology annotation, cellular component: nuclear chromosome; nucleus. Gene Ontology annotation, biological process: regulation of transcription by RNA polymerase II; chromatin remodeling.